AUGGUGGACGUCGGGGCCAAAUUAGACACGAGGCGCACAGCAGUUGCUACGGCUGUUGUCCGCUUGGGGCCGAAGCUCUUCCACAUGGUCCAGACCAACCAACUCAAGAAGGGUGACGUCCUCACGGUGGCACACAUUGCCGGCAUCCAGGGUGCCAAAGUGACCAGCCAACUCAUCCCCCUUUGCCACAAUAUCCCCUUAAGUCAGGUCAACGUUUCUCUAAACCUGGACGAUUCUCGGUUUACUGUGACGAUCAGUGCCGAAUGUAGCACUUAUGGUAAAACGGGUGUAGAGAUGGAAGCGCUGACCGCGGCCAGCGUGGCGGCUUUAACCAUCUAUGACAUGUGCAAAGCUGUCACGCAUGACAUAGUCAUCGAAGAAGUGAAGCUGGAGAGCAAAACCGGAGGACAGAGAGGAGACUUCCACCGUCAGCCAAAACCAUAG
Messenger RNA from Staurois parvus, 444 nucleotides. NCBI's taxonomy places the organism in Eukaryota, Metazoa, Chordata, Amphibia, Anura, Ranidae. The record is from the annotation of a GenBank genome assembly.